CGCUUUUAUUUUGAAGGCACCACCCUUCCCUCUGUAGUCAGUGUGUGACCUCUGGUAGCUUGACGAGGUUUGAAACGAGGAAACAGAAACCUACUGCUGAACGUCAACAUGGAUCCAGGUCUCACCAUCGUCCUGCUGGGAAACGCCGGUGUUGGUAAGAGUGCUUCAGGAAACACCAUCCUGGAUCGCCCUGCGUUCGAGUCCAGACAGAGCCCGACCCCGGUGACCAGGCAGAUCUCCGAGGCCACUGAGACCGUGUUUGGGAAGCAGGUCUCGGUGGUGGACACCCCGGGGAUCCUGGGCUCAGAGCGGCUGAUCCAGGCCUGGUGCCAGGAGCUCCGGGGGUCUGGCAGAGAGACCUUGUUCCUGCUGGUGUUCAGUGUGGGGCGCUUCACCAAAGAGCAGGGGAAGGUUCUGGUGGCAGCUCACAGAGUCCUCGGACCUCAGGACUUCAACCGGUGUUUCCUGCUGUUCACCGGGGGGGACGCCUUGGAGGGCCAGGCUCUGGAGGACUUCAUCCUUGAAGACGAGGACACUGCAGCUCACUGCUCAACGUUCUCAGACAGAUAUCAUCUGUUCAACAACCAGAGCGGAGGGCAGGAACAAGUCCGAGAGCUGCUGGAGAAGACGGGCCAACUCCAAGCCCAGAACCCCCCCCCAGCAGGUGUCCCGCAGUCAGUCCGAUUGGAGGAGGUGAGGCUGGUGCUGCUCGGCCCUCCUGGAGGAGGGAAGAGUUCCUCAGGGAACACCAUCCUGGGGUCGGAUCAGUUUGCGUCGGACCCUGGCUUUAACCCCAUCAGCACUGAGUCGGUCAGUCACUCUGCGGGGGUGGGGGGGCGUCAGGUCACCGUGGUGGACACUCCAGGAAUCACAGCUGGAAGUGAGUCUCCUGAACAGCUGUCUAAAGAGAUCCUGAAGUCCAUAGAGCAGGCGAGUCCAGGACCGCACGCCCUGGUUCUGGUGCUCAGGCUGGGCAGCAUCAGCUCGGCAGACAUCGCUCUGUUUGAGAACCUGAAGCAGCUGCUCAGAGGCCAGGUUUGGAGCUACUCCAUGGUGCUCUUCACUCAUGGGGACAAGUUAGGAGGUCAGUCCAUCGAGGGUCUGAUCCGGUCCAACAGUCAUGUCUCUAAGCUGGUCUCCAUGUGUGGAGGUAGAUACUGUGUGUUUGACAACAGGAGAAGAAUCAGACAGCAGGUCAGAACCUUCCUGUCUAAGAUAGAUGAGAUGGUCUCAGCUAACGGAGGUCAGCACUACACAGACCAGAUGUUCAGGAGGGCUCAGAGAGGAAGAGUUUACAGAGCGUUAGCUAGCGUUUGGAAGACCUUAAAGCAGCACAAGUUCUGGUUCUUUGGAACCCUCUCAGGCCUCUCGGUGCUGUUGAUGUAUGCCUUCAGAACAUAUAACACCCAGAUUACUCUCUCAGAACCAGGGUCAAAAGGGGCGUAUCUGCACUUCCUGGAAGGAGUCGGAGGGCACCGUCUGCUCCACCACCAGCCGGACCCCUUUCUCCAGGACCCGGUAGUACCGCGUCACCUCCUGCAGCUCGGCCUGCAGACGCUGCUCCACCUGCAGAUGCUGAUGCGUCUCGUCCCUCAGCUUCAGCUCGUACUUCCUCUCCACCCGUCGGAUCUCCUCCCUCAGCUUCCUGUUGUAGAGCACCCUAAGCUCCGCCUCUCUGCGGUCCAGCAUCUCCACCACCUCCUCGUAGCGGACGACGGCCGUCAGCUCGGGGCCCGCCUCCUUCAGCAGCUGAGGCCCCACAGCGUCUCCGUGGGUGAAGAGGACGAUGGUGUGUUUCCAGGCGUCCGCCCCGAAGAUCUGCUCCAGCUGAAGCACGGCGUCUCGCUCCUCCCCGGUGAACGGCCCCACCCUGAUGACCAGCAGGAAGGCCUUGACAGUUUGACUACAAUAGACCUCGGCAAGACUUCCCCGGGCGGCUUCGGCAUCAGGGCGCGGUGCGCUCUCUCAACUCGUAGUUCAAAUGUAGCCGGGAGGUCCGAACCCUCCCUCAGCAAAUCCUCCACAAAGGCUCCCAUCGACGGGGAAUUAUCCUCCGCCCCCUCUUUAACACCGUGGAUUCGGAUAUUUUCCCGUCUGGACCGACCCUCCAGCACCACUGUCUCUGGUCUCCUGCAGGGAAUACGCUGUUCCACCAUGGAUCAAAAACCAGAUCUCACCAUCGUCCUCCUGGGAAACACUGGCGUUGGUAAGAGUGCUGCAGGAAACACCAUCCUGGGACGAACAGUGUUUGAGUCAAAGAAGUCCUUCAGAUCAGUGACAAAACAGAUCUCUGAAGCAAAAUCAAAAUCUUUUGGGAAGCAGAUCUCAGUGAUCGACACUCCGGGAAUAAUCGGGUCUGAAGAGGUGAUUAAGACUCUGUGCCAGAAUCUCCUGCGGUCCUCCGGAGUGUGUCUGUUCCUGGUGGUUGUCAAAAUAGAUCGAUUCACUAUCGAGCAGAACACCGCUGUAGAUAAAGCUCUACAAGCCAUCGGAGAGAACGGCUUGGACUCAUGUUUCCUGCUCUUCACAUCAGGAGACACCUUAGAACACAUGUCACUGGAAGAGUUCAUUAAAGAUGAUCCAGAAGGUCCUCUGAAGCCUGUCGUAGAAAAGUUUCAACAGAGGUAUCAUCUGUUCAACAAUGAAGACACAAGAUCAAAAAAACAAGUCCGACAGCUGCUGGAGAAAGCAGGUACCCUCAGAGAAGGUGAGGUCUCUUACACUGAAGCUGGAAGUCUCCUAAACCCCAUGGCAGUGGAAGUGAAUAUCGAUGAUGAUCCAGAAGCUUCACUUCUGCCACCUGAUGAAGCGGUUGAAGGGCACCAUGGGGUUAGCAGCGGGGCCAUCGCUCUACAAGGUGGUGCCCACUGACUGUUACGGAGUCAUCUCUGGAAUCCAUCGAUCUCAUUGAUUAGCGG
Molecule: messenger RNA, 2918 nt
Organism: Gymnodraco acuticeps
Lineage: Eukaryota; Metazoa; Chordata; Actinopteri; Perciformes; Bathydraconidae
Exons: 10
Coding region: 109-2871 (920 amino acids)
Molecular function (GO): GTP binding
Source: RefSeq, a predicted model, not a curated record